AUGAAGUUCUUCUCCAUCCUUCUUCUCGUCGCCUCGGUCAGCGCUGUCGCUAUUGAGCCCCGUCACCACAAGGGUAACACCGGUGGCAAGGGAGCCGCUGCUGCUGCCAACACCAAUGCCAACGCCAAUGCCGCCAACGCCAACGCCAAUGCCAACGCUGCCAACAACGCCGCGGCUGCUGCUGCCACUGACGCUGCUUGCAUCACUGCUCGUCACCACAAGGGUAACACUGGUGGUGCCGCCAACGCCGCCAACGCCAACGCCAACGCGGCUGCUGCCAACUGCGCCAACUAG
This is a messenger RNA of Pestalotiopsis fici W106-1, 294 nucleotides long. RefSeq lists its product as uncharacterized. The transcript is spliced from 3 exons. Bases 1 to 294 code for a protein of 97 amino acids. Lineage: Eukaryota; Fungi; Ascomycota; Sordariomycetes; Amphisphaeriales; Sporocadaceae. The record is from RefSeq and is a predicted model, not a curated record.